UUCGUAAAUGUAUAAAUGAACUAAAACGAUUAUGACACUCGACAAUGAGUCUCCAAAUAAUAAUGACGUCACUGGAACGAAUUCUCAUCAUCCACCCGGAGACAGACCGAAGCAUGAAAAGAGAGAGGGGUUACAGCACAAAAAGGAUUCAAAACAUCGAUCUACACCAGAUCACAGUAAAGAAAGAAAUAAGAAAAGUUUGUUGUCUCACAAAUUAAAUGAUCAUAAUGGCCAUACGGACAAACCAUCAACUAGAGAUGGUAAGAAGAGGAGAGCGAUACUGAAACGCAGUGAUUCUUCGCUGAGUGCUGUAUCUGCUAGAAGCGGAAAGUCGAGCGUGACAAUAUCAGAACAUCCAAAGCGUCCACCACUCAGUGCAAAAAGCAGAAGAAUUCAAAGAAAGUGGAGAUCCAUAACUAGCCGAGCUGCGUCACUAGUUGGCAGCGUAGCAUCUGUAGACAGUCGAGGAAGACCAAAAACUUUUCCAAUAUGGCCGGAAUUUACAGAAAAUGACAUUGCUUCAGAAAAAUGGGAAUCAGCUUCAAAAGGUAAGGAGAAAGGCAAAAGUCCAAGUUUGUCAUCAUUUGAAGAUCCUGAAGGAAAACUAGAAUUACCAUCAUCUAUAAAAGUUCAUGAAUGGAAAAGACCCGUGGACUUCCUCGAAGGAAAGACACCAGUUAUUCUGGAUGAUAAUGAAGGUGACUUUGAUCUAUUGAGACCAAAUGAGCAUCUAUGUCACAGUGAGUUGAUGAGAUGCAUUAUUGGUCAGAUUACUUCGUUAUGGAAUAUAUCUGCAAGUAAGACCAGAUCCACAACAUCUCUUUCUGCAAGAAAUAGUGCUACUCCUGAACCUGGUGAAGACAAUUUCUGGAGACCAUGGGAACAUAUUUAUGCAAUGACCAAACUAGCUAAAGGACCCAAUAUUCCGCAAUAUAAUCCAUAUGGAAAAUAUGUUGUCAAGCUAUAUUGGAUGGGAUGUUGGCGCAAGAUAACCAUUGAUGACUAUAUGCCGUUUGAUUCAGAAGGCAGAUUAUUGUUUCCUGCUUUGCAAGAAGAUUAUAAAUUAUGGCCAAUGUUGUUGGCAAAGGCUUUGAUAAAAGUGGCUGCGAUUGAUUACACCAAUAAUGAGGCUGGAUGUGAAUUUGGAGAUUUUUUCGUUAUACAGUGUUUGACAGGAUGGCUUCCUGAGACCAUUCCUCUUAAAGGUCUUGUUACUCAAUAUGUUAUACAUAAGCGUCAACUUUUGAAGCAAUUAACUAGCGAUAGAUCGAAUAGAUGUGAAGGUGAUUGUGAGACUGCAGAAAUUGUGACUCCUAAUAUACCUGCAGACCAGUGGUAUGGUCAUUUGCAAAAAGUUUGGACUUUAUUGAAAGAUAUUCUACCAGAGUGGCAGAGACCUGUGGAAAAACCAAAGGAGAUAAUUACUGAAUCUGAAAUCCCAAUUGCACCAGUUACUUCAAAGAAAGAUAGAUUGGAGUCCGGAGUGGUUAAGCCAGAUGCAAGUGUGGGAAGUGCUCAUAAAGGAGGGAAAGGUAAAGAUGGCAAGAAAAAGGAUGAUCGAGAAAAAAGUAAGUCAACUCCACAUUCAGCUCGACCAGUUUCAGCUCGUUCAGUGGCAGACAAAUCUGCAGUUGAACAAGAUUCAGUCAACCAAAUUGAUAAACGUCCAGAAACAGUUGUUUUCGCAACAUUCAGUCAACCUGAGGAAUCACCAGCCAGAGUUUCUGUUCUGAAGGAAAUGGCUGAUGCUAGUGAAAAACUUCGUAAAGUCGGACUUUCUAAUUUACACCCCCAUCCUGUUUUGUUGACUAAAACUCGAGAUAUUCCUCUCAAACCACCACCACCUCCACCAGUGAUACCAAGAUGGAAAUUAAUCAGACCAAAGAAGAAAAAGAUGACUCCGUCUGAUGAACCAAUUCCGGAGCCAGAACCACCAAAACCUGAUCAAUGGUUGGAAAUAACAUCAGCAUUUGUGAAUCAUCGUCUCAAUCCAUUACCUCUUGAUCCAAACUUUGUCAAGUCUCGUACUUCCCCUCUGGGACCAAAAGGUUCUCGUCCUUCAACUGGAGCCACUUUGAAAGGAAUUGAUGAGGAUGUGGAGGAUAAACCUGAACCACCUAAAGAAGAUGGUGUUUUUCGUGCUCAACAUGUAUCUUCAAAAAGAAGAGCUUCAACAAAACGGGAUUUGUCAUCUCGUCACAAAGAUCGUCGAGAUUCAGCAGGACGUGCAAGUCCUUCUGUACAAAGUCAUAUCAGUAGUGCUAGAGAUGCUGAUCAUGAUAGAGAAAGUUUAAGGAGUCAAGCUGCAGCACAAGAGACAAGUCAGCAAGAUGGAAGGGAUUCCGCAAUUAAUGAUCUUCACUUGGAAGAAAUUAAAGAUACUAAGACUGAUGUUAUCAGCACUGAAUCCAUUAACAAGACAAUGUGGAUGGACUUUGAAGAUUUCUGCAUGAGUUUCCAAACUCUUGUCAUUUUUCACAAGCCUGCAACUUACACUUGCAAUCGUUUGACGACUGAAAUCAAACAUUCAAUGAUCACAGGAGCGCCUAGUGGUGGAACUUCAAGCAAAAAGGGAUCAGCUAAUGCUACACAGGCUGGAUCAAACACUAAUUUGAAAGGAUCGGCUUAUCAGAAAGAGGAAGAACGAGCACCAAGUUUUCUGUUUGUUGACAAUGUUUCUACUACUGAACUGGUUGUAUCGUUCUCUGUAUUGCCAAGAUGGAGCGGAAGCGAAACUGAAAGAGAUAAAAAGAUUUCGGAUAAUCAAUCUAUUACAGGGGUGUCUGAAGUUGCAAGUGUCAAAGAAACCAGUACUACACCUGUCCCAACUGGACUGUUGGUUGCUGAACCAUAUUCAUGGAAAAGUUUAGUAGUCGGACAACCUAUACUCAGAAUAAGGACAACAGGUACUCGUGCUGCAUGUCUCACUUUACCUCCUGGUCGUCAUGUUUUGAGAUUUUACUUCGAUACUCCAUUGGGAUACAGUCUCAAUAUUUGUUCUUCUGUCAACUUUGUAUAUGGAGAUGAGGAAUCUGUUAUGAAACCGUUACUUGAGGAAAGCUGUCGUUUUGUACAUACUGCUAUCAGUAUUAUGCAAGGUAUUGGCAAGUGUAUCGAAGCAAUGGGUGAUAUGGAAGCAUGGAAUAACGCUAAGAAAGAAUUACAUAAAAGUCAUAUGCCAUACACUGCGGAAAAUAAGGCAGAGUUAAUCAAGCAUUAUGGGAUAUGGCACAGGACUUUUUAUGACACGAUGGCACAAUUGAUGGCAGAAAACAAAGUUCCUGCUCUUGCAUUCGCUCUGCGAUCCUUCAACUUUGAUCUCUCACCCCAACCUAUGGGUAUUCUUGGAGAUCCCAGAGAGCCUAUAGAACCUCAUGAAUCCUGGGCGAAUCGAACUCCCACUGAAGACGAACUAAAAGCAAUAAAAAAAAUACAAGGGCAUUGGAGAGGAGCUUUAGCUCGUAGAAUGAGACGGGUUAUAACACGAAAAGACUCAACUGAACAUCUCACUGCAAAAGAUGUUUUGAACACUGCUUGGCAAAUUAUACAGCCAAAUUUGGAACCUAUUGGAUUGAAAUUAUUGAGGUCAAUGCUCAAGGAAGAUCCAUCUCUCCUUGAAAAAUAUCCAUUUCACAAAGAUGAAUGGAACAAAAUCAGUUACGCUGACUUUGCUGGAACCUAUGAUGACCAACCACCUAACACUUGGUUUGUUAUGUUCAGGGAAAUAUUUACUGUUGAAGAAGAUAUGCUUUGUGUGCCAAAAUUAUAUACUCCAUUACGAACAUGCUCACUACGAGUUGUUGACAAUGACACUGGGACUGAAAUUAUGAGAGUGUUUCAAAAAGUGGCUCCACAUAUUUAUCAGAAAAACAAAAGAGGAUACACUUUUAUCUGCGAGGCAAGAUCAUUGGAAACUCCCAUUGUUGGUGGGAAAUGGAGACUGCGAUUGAUUGGUUCAUCUAGUCCUCUACCUCAGCCAAUGAGUGGACAAGUAAAUUAUCACUUCAAAGUGAAAGACAACAAUGGAUAUUAUGUUCCAAAUGAAAAGAACAUCAUUUUAAGACACCAUGUCAAAACUAAAUCAGAUAUGAUUGGAACCAUACAACUACAAACUGCAAAACCAGAUGUUUAUGUGAAACUUCAGGUUCUUGACCAUGAAGUUGAAAUUGCAAGUGCACAGGGCAAAGGUCAUUGCGUUAUUCCAGCAUUUUAUUUCCUGAGUGAUGAAAAAUCAGAUGACAGAGCUUCCAGUAGAUUGUCUCACCAAGAAAGCAAGGCUCUUGUUAACCAACCAAGCAAACUAGGAAUCUCUGGAAAGAAAAGAACUGGUUCAGCCAAAAGUAAAGAUGGAAAACCAGCCAGCCCAAAACAAAGUCGCAAGGAUUCUGCAGAUGCAGAAAAGCUUAGUAUUUCAAAACCAGAUGGUACGAGUGUUGGAUCGGAAGAUAUUGGAGCUGAAUCUGUCAUCCCUCACAAAUACACUAUUCAAGCAAUAGUAGAAAGAAAUAGCUGGCCUCUGCCUGAAUCUCAAUGGGCAUUCGUACAAAAACUACGAGAGCAAGAAAAAGAAGAAAUCAAAGUAUAUACAGGAAAAAGAAAAAUCUCUGUAGCAAAAAAAUCAAAACAAGAUAGACCUGGAUCCCCAAGUGCAAAGGUCGCUGGAUCUGGCGGAAAAACAUCAGCUGCUCCUGAUAAAGGAAAGAAGGGAAAAGGGGAUAAAGGAGCAAAAGAAAAGAAGACUCAUGAUAAGGAAUCGGGUUCACGACCUCCAUCUCAAGUUGUGUAUGAUAGUUCAAAACCAUACUGGAUUCUAAAUGUUGUUGUUGAUGAUGAGAAAGCCGAUGAUGUUGAAGUUAAGAAAGACAUUGAUCGACAGGAACAAAUUAAAGCUGAAAAAAGAGCUUGGGAAGCUCAACAACCUGGCAGAGCAGUUAAGGCAUUACAAGCACGUUUAGCAUAUCUUGAAAAAUCAACCAAAAAGGUUGAAAAAGAUUCAGAUAAAGAAAAUGAAGAGGAGGGAAUGAAAUCUGAGGAACUGUCUGAAGUUGAACCGACUGAACCAAAAGAUGAAGUUUUGACUCUUCAUCCUCCACGACCUCCGACCCCAAAGAUCAUUCUCAAUCCUUUGGAUCUCACUCCCUAUUAUAGGCCAAAAAUGAAUGAUGAAGUUUAUACACAAUACCUAGAUGAUGAUGUUUCUACCGAAAAAGAUCUGAAAGAAAAGAAUAUAGUGAACCAGUAUGAAAAAGAAAGGCAGGCUGUUAUGGAUUGGAGAGAGAAAGAAAGAUGUGAGAGAUAUCAACUGAAAAUAAAUCAACUGAAGACUUUCCAAGAAAUGCAGAACAAGCUAGACGAUGCUCGUGCUGAGUUACGAAAACCUCGAGAAGCAUAUCGUCAAACUCUUCUUGAGGAAGAGCAGAGGAGAAAAGAGGAGGAGGAAGAAAAAGCUGCAGCUUUACUUGCAGCACAAGAAAACAACUCCGGGAGUGUUUCUCCGAAGGGAAAAAAGAGUGCUGGGAAAAAGAAAAAAUAAAUAUUAGCAAAAAUAUAUAUUUUCAUUUGUUCUUUGAAUUUAAUUUUUUGCACUUAUAUUUUUAGUUACUGUGCCCUUGAUAAUUUAAUUAUACGCUUCCAUGUUUUAAUUGAUGAUGAAUUUCAUUUUCUUUACUUGAGAUUCGUCAUUGUCUGAGCGCGGAAAUGUAUAUUCCUCUUACCAUGAAUUUAAAUAAUUCCAUAAAGCUCCUUUAGUAGUUGGUGAUUGGUUCGGUUUUCUGAUGUUAUUUUUGCACAUGAUGUUAUUUUUUAAAAAAGACAUAUUUUCGUAUUUUAUUGUGUUUUGCUUCGUCCAAACUAUUACGUGGUAAGAUGUUUGUUAGCGUAUUGUUAAACACACACGUAUACCUCUAUGAGAUUAUGUAAAAUCGUUAACUGGGAUACAAAUUCUGAAACACCAAGUAUGUGUUGACCAUAAUAAGAUGGUAUUUGGUGACGAUGGCUUCCAUCAUAAAACUGUCUUACUACGGCGCUAAAAUUUUCAUUGUGAAAAUAAAGCCGCUUAGAUGAUUCAACUACAACUAACCGAAUUCAUGAUACUCUGCACGGGUUCACAGUUUUGGAGUCUUCAAAGUGCGCGAAUUCCCAUCGUGCUUUCUACAAUUUAGUUAAACUCAAAUGUGGCAAUUCAAAAAAUUCGUCGAAAGCGCAACUCACUUUACGCGAUUGGCAUUGUUAUGCGUCUGGCUGACAUUUUUAGUUGUAAUAAUAUAUAUGUCAUGAGUUGACACGACGGAAACGUCCAGGCGUCAACAAUUAGUAUCAUCUUUAGAAUUGAAGGUAGGAAGCAUAUGUACGUUCCUCGUCGUUUUUGUAGAAUUGACUCGUUCAUAGUAUACUUUAUUGCGAAUGAGAAUUAAGUGUCAAUAAUACCCACAUAGCGGAAACGGAGGAUGCAUGACGCGCAUUUAUAUAGAGCACACGCGCCAUGACAGCAUGGUUCAAAUUUCAGUCUACUGCAGCAGCUGCUUUUCUUGUGACUGGAGGAAGAAUACGGACUUACUGCAGAAAUAAUGGCUAAUAAAUCUUUAGCUAUCUCGGGAUUUGUAGUAGCUUUAAUCGCGACAUUAGCUAUUUGUGUUGGUCUAGCAACGCCGUCUUGGAUUAGCACAGUUUUGAAGAAAAUUGAUAUCACUUUAGGCAUCUUUCAGAUAUGCGAGGCUGGAUAUGGGAACUCUGCUUGUAGCAGCAUAGUAGAGUAUGUAUUCGGCGACAGCAAUGACAACCUAUAUGCAAUGUUACUUCCUCCGGCAAUAUUUACUGCCAUCAAGGUCGUUCUUGGGACACUGAUUGCGGCUAUAAUUCUCUCAUUUAUUGCACUGGUCUUACUGGGGCAACACGUAUGCGGCGACAAAGAAGGCGGGAAACGGGGACCAGUCAUCGGAGGAACAUUCCUUCUGGUUUCAGCUAUUUUGAGCAUUGCUGGAAUUGCAAGCUUUAUCGGGAUAUUACUCGCUGAAAGACAGAAGCAAAGUGGAAAUAUGGGAGCACUAGCAGGAAUAAAACAUCUCGUUAUUUCAAUGGGAUACAGCUUUUGGCUUACUUGCGUUGGUGCUGUUUUUACCUUGAUAUCAUCAUCCCUAGCAUUCUUUUCGUUGUAAAUGGGUACCUUACACAUAGGCUAUGACCAACUGGUUUAUAUUCGCCAAAAUUAUCAAUUUUUUAUAUUGAAAUAACAUAGAAAAAGUAAAAGAAAGCAUAAAAUUCGGGAAUAUAUUCAUGCAUUACACAACACGUUCGUAUGACAGAUAGAAAAGACUUUUGAUUAGACUUUGUGUUGCAAUUAUUCAUUUUAAUUAUUAUUUCCUAUUUUACCUUUGAAAAGAAUUUGUCAAAAAUAUUUUGUGGAUGCCAACUGCUAUAAAAUUAAACAGUAAUUAGUUCUGGGGAUUGUAUUGAAAUGAAUUGGCUAUUUAAGCAUUUUUUUCUCUUUGUUAUAUGAGAAUGGACAAUUGUUCAUUUUCGAGUAUUUGCAUAAUGAUUUUACAUAAUGAACACGUCAUGAUAAAAUAAACGAUAAAACCAGGAACUCGAAUGGUCCAAAGAUGAUCAUAUCUUUGUGACUUAAUUGCUUUCAACUAUCUGAAACUUGAAACACUUAUAUGCGUAUAUUUAUCACGAGAAGAGACGAAAAUAAAGUACAUCCACUUCAAA
This is a messenger RNA of Styela clava, 7707 nucleotides long. Its product is annotated as androglobin-like. Gene Ontology annotation, molecular function: calcium-dependent cysteine-type endopeptidase activity. Gene Ontology annotation, biological process: proteolysis. NCBI's taxonomy places the organism in Eukaryota, Metazoa, Chordata, Ascidiacea, Stolidobranchia, Styelidae. The record is from RefSeq and is a predicted model, not a curated record.